Messenger RNA from Odontomachus brunneus, 1544 nucleotides. It is a transcript of the gene OXA1L, whose product is annotated as mitochondrial inner membrane protein OXA1L. Gene Ontology annotation, cellular component: mitochondrial inner membrane. The record is from RefSeq and is a predicted model, not a curated record. Gene Ontology annotation, molecular function: membrane insertase activity. Bases 161 to 1429 code for a protein of 422 amino acids. Gene Ontology annotation, biological process: protein insertion into mitochondrial inner membrane from matrix; mitochondrial respiratory chain complex IV assembly. NCBI's taxonomy places the organism in Eukaryota, Metazoa, Arthropoda, Insecta, Hymenoptera, Formicidae. The transcript has 10 exons.
CGGACUCACUGGUAGACGGAUCGAGAGACGUCGUGCAUUAUUCUCGACUAUCUGAGUCAGUCGAAACGUGCGUGAAACGCGUUACAUUAUUUCGUACGUGUAAUCAUUGCGCUAUACAAUCUGGUAGUAGCAGUGUUCUUGAAUUUUUGAGGAUUUAACGAUGAUUGUGACCAAACGGUGGACGCAGAUGCUGUAUCGGAGGAUCCGGUUCGGACUAAGCAAGGUUGGCUUGAAGAACGUGACGUCAACCCUGACUUUCGGCGUUUCGGAAGUGCCUACAUGUAGAUAUAUUCAUUCAGUUAGCCAAGUAAGAGGGAUUCCCAAACACAAUUCUUUGCUAAAUCUGUACAGUAACUAUCGAGUUACAGGAAUCCCUUUGGUUCGCUAUGCUAGCACUAAUAAGGAGACAUCAGCACAAAUUAAUCCAUAUGAUGAAAUACCAGAUCCUCCAACACCAAUAGAAGAAAUAAUAGAGGAAAUUGUAAAGUAUCAUCCAAAUGGAGAGAUAACUUUUCAGAGCCUUGGAUUAGGUGGUUACACACCAGUUGGACUUGUACAAAAUGCCUUGGAGUGCAUGCACAUAAGCUUGAAUAUGCCAUGGUGGACCACAAUUGUCAUAGGUACUGUUAUUUUAAGGUGUCUCAUAUUUCCUUUGGUAAUAUACUCGCAGAAAAAUAUGGCCAAAUUUACUAACCAUUUGCCAAAAAUACAAGAACUACAAGCACAAAUGACAGAAGCUAGACAAAGUGGUGAUCAUUAUGAAAGUGCGCGGUGUGCAGCUGAGCUAGCGGACUACAUGAAGAAGAAUAAUAUUAAAGUGGGCAAGAAUUUUUUGGUGCCAUUUAUUCAGGGGCCAAUCUUUCUUUCCUGCUUUUUAGCUCUGAGAAAAAUGGCAAACCUGCCUGUGGAUAGCAUGAAAGAAGGUGGCUUUUUGUGGAUGCAGGAUCUCACUAUGCACGAUCCUUAUUACAUAAUGCCAAUAUUCACAUGCGUGACGUUAUAUAUUACAAUUGAAAUAGGAGCAGAUGGCACUAAUAUUAAAACAUUGGGCAUGAUGCGAUAUGUAUUACGAGUAAUACCUUUUGCUAUAUUGCCAUUCAUGAUAAACUUUCCUGGUGCUAUUUUGACGUAUUGGGCAUCGACAAACUUUAUUUCCUUGAUACAAACUAGUAUAUUAAAAAUCCCACGAAUAAAAAAGUCUCUUAAAAUACCUGAUAUACACCAUGCUCCAAAACCAAAGAGUAAAAAGAACUUUAUGGAAGAAAUAAAGCAAUCUUGGACGAAUAUAAAAAUAACGAAGCAGAUGUCUGAUAGAGAACAAGCGGACGUAGUACAGUUCAAUGCUGCUGGUAAGGGCCCUAUAGUGAAGACAUUUAAAUAUGAUCCGACAAAACAGAAAGAAACGACUGUGCUUACAAAAGGUAGAUAAUAAUUUCAUUAAAAAUAAAAAUGCGUAUUAUAUUUAAGUAUUUUAUCACUUAAUGUGUGACAUAAUAAGUUGAUUUAUUGUAAUUGUAAUAAAAGAAAUUUUAUUUAAUAUACAA